This is a messenger RNA of Echinostoma caproni, 432 nucleotides long. The record is from the annotation of a GenBank genome assembly. NCBI's taxonomy places the organism in Eukaryota, Metazoa, Platyhelminthes, Trematoda, Plagiorchiida, Echinostomatidae.
AUGCUAAGUUGGAUACCAGAUCUUCUUAUUGAUCAAAAUUUCUGCGUCCAUGUUGGUCGAUCGCUACCUACGUGCUACUCCGCCUCCAGUGGAGUCCCCCAAGGCUCUGUUCUUGGUCCCCUUUUCUUUGUGGUCAUUGUCAACGACCUGCCUGGGUUGCUGCAAAGCCCAUCCCUCAUGUAUGCAGAUGACAUCAAAAUGUGGCGUACAAUGGAGGGUGAGGAGAAUUGGAGUACUCUUCAAGCGGAUCUGAACAACCUGGCCCAGUGGGCGGCCACCUGGGCACUUCCAGUCAUCACCGCGGAGUGUGAUCACCUGAACCUGGGGCGUACUGAAUCAGAGGUGGUCUACAACUUCCAGGGAACCACAUUGCGCAGAACAUUGUGCGAGAAAAACCUGGGAGUUUUGGUGACGUCAUCAUUAAAGACCUGA